This is a messenger RNA of Sclerotinia sclerotiorum 1980 UF-70, 180 nucleotides long. RefSeq lists its product with no specific name. The coding region runs from base 1 to 180 and encodes 59 amino acids. The record is from RefSeq and is a predicted model, not a curated record. Lineage: Eukaryota; Fungi; Ascomycota; Leotiomycetes; Helotiales; Sclerotiniaceae. The transcript has a single exon.
AUGCCCGAGGCAUCACUACAGCCGAUCGGUGCAACGAAUAUUGUCCAAGGCUCAUGCAGACCAUUUUCAUCCCGACCAAAAGUGCCGCCCUGCUUCCUCAAGAAGGAAAUCCCGUACUCAAUCAAGUACGUCGGCUAUUGGAGUAGCGCAAUUUCGUAUCUCCAGAUUUUGGCCGAUUAG